UUACCUCAGCAACAAGUGUGGGCACUUUCCUUUAACGUGACAGGAUCUCACAUUAUCAAUGAAUUUAUCACUCCUUAAUGAACCGGUUCUUUGAAAUGAACUGCCUGAACGAACCGAUUCAUUAAAACGAAUUCGACUUCUGAACGCAGCUACUUGAAGAGAUGUGUGGAGAUGCGUUGCGUCAUUUGCACCGCGCAACCGCUGCUCGUUUGGAAACGCGUCUCGUUACUUGAAAAUUUAGAUACAUUUUAAAAGCAAGUUUAUUAAAAGCCGAAUUUCUUUCACGCUACUAACAAUGGCGAUGUCGUUCGUACUUUCUGUUAAAACACCGGUGCGUAAAAGCGCGGAGAUUAUUUCAGCGCCUCUUGAGGAUUCAUUAGAGUAUUCUCUUUAAAAGCAGGAAUUUGGAGAUUGUGAGGUAAAUAAAAUUGUGGUGUUUGUGGGAGUAAAUAGAUAUAGAGGUGGUAAAUAGAUCUGUCUCUUUAAGUUGGCAUUAAAGCCGAUUAUCGCUGAUCUCGGUCGUGAUUUUGUUGUACCGUCUGUUCACUGGAUCUGUUUUGUGCGCGCAGUUUAGAUCAUGUUUUAACACAAUUUUUAAGUAUAGUUCCGUUUGUUACACACGCCUUUUGGCAUCGCACUCGCUGCGUAAUUACGCGUUACGGGCGGCUGGAGUCCCCUUGACGCGCGGCGUCGGCGCUCAGGGCUGAACUUCACACCAUCUUCAGUGUGUGAGAAGGACGAUGGCUUCAGUGUGACACUCUUGUGUGUGAAGAUGCAGAAGAGCGUGCGCUAUAACGAAGGGCACGUCCUCUUUCUGUCCACGAUUGCGCGCAAAGACGGCGUGAAGCGCGGCUAUUUGAGUAAGAAAGCGUCGGAAAACAGCCGCUGGAACGAGAAAUACUUCGCGCUUUAUCAGAAUGUACUUUUCUACUUUGAGCACGAGCAGAGCGCGAGACCGUCAGGGAUUUACCUGCUGGAAGGCUGCACCUGCGAGAGGGUUCCGGCUCCAAAGGUGUCAACCAUCGGCAAAGAGACUGCAGAUAAACAGCAGCAUCAUUUUCUGGUGAUCUUCGGUCACGAUGGACAGAAACCUCUGGAGCUGCGGACAGAAGAAGAUGCAGACUGCAGUGAGUGGGUGGAGGCCAUUCAGCAGGCCAGUUACUCCGAUCUCAUCAUCGAGCGGGAAGUUCUCAUGCAGAAGUACAUCCAUCUCGUGCAGAUCCUGGAGACGGAGAAGGUGGCCGCCAAUCAGCUGAGGACACAACUGGAAGAUCAAGAUACAGAGAUCGAGAGGCUGAAGGCAGAGAUCACAGUUUUGAAUAAAGCAAAGGAGAGGAUGUUGCUGUAUCAGUCCAAUCAAGAGGAGGAAGAUCCGGACAUCAAGAAAAUCAAGAAGGUUCAGAGUUUCAUGCGCGGUUGGCUCUGCCGGAGGAAGUGGAAGACCAUCGUGCAGGACUACAUCUGCUCGCCUCACGCCGAGAGCAUGAGGAAGAGAAACCAGAUCGUCUUUAACAUGGUCGAAGCGGAGACAGAAUAUGUCCUUCAGCUGUCCAUCCUGGUUAACUGUUUCCUGCGGCCGCUCCGGAUGGCGGCCAGUUCCAAAAAACCUCCCAUCAGCCACGACGAUGUCAGCAGUAUCUUCCUUAAUAGCGAAACCAUCAUGUUUCUUCAUGAGAUAUUCCAUCAGGGCCUGAAGGCUCGUAUAGCCAACUGGCCGACGUUAGUUUUAGCUGAUCUGUUUGACAUCCUGCUGCCAAUGCUGAACAUUUACCAGGAGUUUGUGCGAAACCAUCAGUACAGCCUGCAGGUUUUGGCAAACUGCAAACAGAACCGAGACUUUGAUAAACUCCUGAAGCAGUAUGAAGCAAACGCUGCCUGUGAGGGCAGAAUGCUGGAAACGUUCCUUACAUACCCAAUGUUUCAGAUUCCUCGCUAUAUCAUCACUCUUCACGAGCUGCUUGCACACACACCUCAUGAACAUGUGGAGCGCAAGAGUCUGGAAUUCGCCAAAUCCAAACUGGAGGAACUAUCCAAAAUGAUGCACGAUGAAGUGAGUGACACCGAAAACAUCCGGAAAAACCUUGCGAUUGAGCGAAUGAUCGUGGAGGGCUGUGACAUUCUGCUCGACACCAGUCAGACGUUUGUACGACAAGGUUCUCUGGUUCAACUUCCCUCCAUUGAGAAAGGUAAACUGAGUAAAGUGCGUUUGGGUUCACUGUCUCUGAGAAAGGAGAGCGAACGGCAGUGUUUCCUGUUUACUAAACACUUCCUCAUCUGCACCCGGACCUCCAGUGGAAAACUGCACCUGCUCAAACAAGGAGGCACGUUGUCUCUUAUCGAGUGUGGACUGAUCGAGGAGGUGGACGCUAAUGAUGAAGACUAUAACGCUGCCGUUCAGGGAUUUAACCAUCUGGAGUUUAAAAUCGUGGUUGAACCGGCUGAUGGUCCAUCAUUUACAGUCACUCUGCUGGCACCGUCUCGACAGGAGAAAGCUGCGUGGACCAGUGACAUCAGCCAGUGCAUUGACAACAUUCACUGUAAUGGCUUGAUGACCAGCGUGUUUGAGGAAAACUCUAAAGUUACUGUGCCUCACAUGAUCAAAUCUGAUGCCCGGCUGCACAAGGACGAUGUUGAUAUUUGUUUCAGCAAAACGUUAAACUCGUGCAAGGUCCCACAGAUCCGUUACGCCAGCGUGGAGAGACUUCUGGAACGACUGACAGACCUGCGCUUCCUUUCCAUCGACUUCCUCAACACCUUCCUGCACACGUAUCGAAUCUUUACCACUGCUGCCGUCGUGAUGGACAAACUGGCCGACAUCUACAAGAAACCUUUCACGUCUAUACCCGUCAGGGUUCAGUAUCAUUCAUCUGACCGUUUGUCCAUCACCUCCAUCUGUCCAGACUACAGUCUGAAGAUCACAAGACUCGCGCUGGAUCAGUCCAAGUCCCUUGAACUUUUCUUCGCCACAAACCAGGGCCCCUGGAGCGGAGAGCACCUGAACAACAAAUCCCCGCGGCUGUCACGCAAGUUCUCGUCUCCUCCGCCCGUAUCUGUCCCGUCCCGUACGGCUUCCCCAAUCCAAGCCCGCAAACUUUCCCUCAGUUCUGCUGUGGGCUGUAGGGGUGGAGCCCUGGACCUGUCGACGGCCACGUCCUCCGCAUCCGGCAGCCCGACGUCCACCUAUAACCCCCUCAUCUCCUCCCCUCCUCCCACCUGUACCAAAGCCCCUCUGGACCUCAGCCGGGGUCCCAGUUCUCCCGAGCUCGCAUCCACCACUCCGGACGAGGGCGGGGACCUGCCACGUAUAGACGCCUUCUGCGGGAAACUGCGGAGGAGCAUUCGAAGAGCUGUUCUGGAGUCAGUGUCAUUGGACAAGUUCAUUCCCGAGACGCCCGUGUCGAGUGAGACUGGAGAUCUGUCACCCUGCCGAUCUCCAUCCACACCACGACACCUGCGCUGCAGACAGCCAGCAGGUCAGUCUCCUGAUAACAACCGCUGUUCCGUCUCUCCGGCCUCUGCGUUCGCCAUCGCCACAGCCGCGGCUGGACACGGCAGCCCGCAAGGUUUUAACAACCAAGAGAAAUCGUACGACAAAGAGUUUCUCAUCCGCAGGGCUGCCACCAACAGGGUUCUCAAUGUCCUGCGCCAUUGGGUUUCCAAGCACUCGCAGGAUUUCGAAAUGAAUGCAGAGUUGACAACGGCUGUGAUUUCUCUCCUGGAGGAGGUGCUCAGAGAUCCUGAUCUACUUCCACAGGAACGGAAAGCCACGGCAAACAUACUAAACGCUCUUUCUCAGGAUGAUCAGGACGACUCGCAGCUGAAGAUUGAAGACAUCAUGCAGAUGUCCGAGUGUCCGAGGAAUGAAUGCUUUGAGUUGCUCUCAGCUAUGGAGGUUGCUGAACAGAUCACACUGUUGGAUCAUAUAGUUUUCCGGAAUAUUCCAUACGAAGAGUUUCUGGGUCAGGGCUGGAUGAAGAUGGACAAAAAUGAAAGAACGCCAUACAUUAUGAAGACAAGUCAACACUUCAACGAUAUGAGCAACCUGGUGGCGUCUGAGAUUAUGGCUCAUACAGAUGUUGGAUCCAGGGCCAGCUCGAUUGAGAAAUGGCUCGCCGUCGCAGACAUAUGCCGCUGUCUUAACAACUACAACGGUGUCCUGGAGAUCACGUCAGCCCUGAACCGCAGCGCUAUCUACAGGUUAAAGAAAACAUGGGCCAAGGUCUGCAAACAGACCAAAGCCCUUAUGGACAGACUGCAGAAAAUCGUAUCAUCUGAAGGAAGAUUUAAGAACCUGAGAGAAACCCUAAAAAAUUGUAACCCUCCGUGUGUGCCGUAUCUGGGUAUGUACCUGACUGAUUUGGCAUUUAUUGAGGAAGGAACGCCCAACUUCACAGAGGAGGGUCUCGUCAACUUCUCUAAAAUGAGAAUGAUUUCACACAUAAUUAGAGAAAUCCGACAGUUUCAACAAGCCCCCUACAGGAUUGAGCUUCAACCCAAGGUUACUCAGUUCCUUCUUGACAAGACUCUUGUAAUGGAUGAAGACACGCUGUAUGAUUUAUCUCUAAAGAUUGAGCCACGUCUCCCCCCUACACGCUAAACAUCAUCAUGUUUACAUCGGACUGCAAACUAUCAGAAGUACGAAGUUGUUUAUAUGAAAUAAUAAUGGGCUAAUGUAUGAAAAUCCAUACAUCUGAACUGAAGUCUAUCCAGUAUGGAAACAGUAGCUUGGCCAUAAAAUCAAAUCCAUAUCUUGUGUGCGUGCGUGCGUGUGCCUGAGUGUGUGAAUGAAUAGGUUAUAUGCCUAUUUCUGCUUUGAAAUGUAAACAUUUAUAUUUAAAAAUAUAUAUAGAGAGAAACUUUAUGUAAGCAUUUUUCCAUUGAAAUGGGCAUUGGUUGAACAAAUGUGGGUACCACAAUGCUUUUGAUGUAAACUCAGGUUCAAAUGUGCCUUUUCCUUAAUAUCAUGUAGUUACAUUUCAUCGUACAUAUUUCUAGCAUGAUGCAUUUUAAUAUCUGAUAUUGUCUGAAAAUGUUUUACCUGAAUGCAAAAUAUUAGAAGCCUGAUUCCUAUUUAAGAGGUUUUGUAUGUGUACAAAUGUAUAUUUUGUAUGUGAUACGUGUUCGAUGAGGCUAAACAGUGUUUACCUGUAACUAGCUGGUCCACUUUUCCGAUCAGUCCUCCAUUUUAAAAAAUCCAAGGACCACAGCAACAUCUCCAUCUACUGGCAAAGGAUGUAUGUUAUAAGCUUCACCAAGCACCUUUAUUGUUUACCAAAUUUAACAUGUUUUUACUAUAGUCAUUUAUUAAUGCUAGAUAUUAAUUCAGGUAUUUAACAACAAAUGGACUGCAUUUAUUUAUAGUAGCAUGUUAGUUUAUGUCAGUUUUUUUGGACAAGUGUGUGCAUAAAUUUGCAUUUAAAUAACUACACAUUUUAAAUAAAAAUACAUUUAAAUGAGAUGAAUUUAAUUUGCAAUAUAUUUUAUGUUUCUUCUGGAUAAAUGAUAGGAAAUGUUAAUAUACACUUUGACGUCUAAUGACAUUCUUAUGUAAAGAAAUGUAGUGCAGUGAUGGUAGCAGAUGGUAUUACCAUAGUACUGAAUGAUUAUUUUAUUCAUUUAUUAUUGUAUUUACAUGCUUCUUAAAUGCACUACACACAAUACCAUGGUAAUACCAUGUAAAAAAAAAUCAUGGUAGUUUUUGAUGAGUGCAGAUAAAGUUGUUUACUUUUGCAUAAACGUGAGAAUCACUCAUGGGUUUACAGGUUGGUUUUAGAAGAAAACAUACCCAUUUUUCAACUUUAUAUUUUAGUCAGUUUUUGUACAAAGUAAAUGGAUUAUUGUUUGACUAAUGUGAAUAUGAAUACAAGAUAUGUUCAUGUAAAGAAUUUGAAGUGUUUAUUUAUAAUUUAUAUGUUUAUUUCAGCAUUUUAUUAUUUAUACACAUUUGAAGUAGUUGACUGACCUACAUUGUUUUUUUUAAAUAAUUUAGUUAAAUAAUUGAAUUCAUGCACACUUUCUUGACCUUUGUUUGUAUAAAUGAAUGUAUAUCUGUUUUUCAGCUACAGACACAAAUGUAUCCAUGAUGUUUCUGUUUAAAAACUUGUGAAAUAAAACUUUGUCUUUUCUUCUGUA
Molecule: messenger RNA, 6132 nt
Organism: Misgurnus anguillicaudatus (oriental weatherfish)
Lineage: Eukaryota; Metazoa; Chordata; Actinopteri; Cypriniformes; Cobitidae
Gene: rasgrf2a
Product: Ras protein-specific guanine nucleotide-releasing factor 2a
Biological process (GO): Ras protein signal transduction
Cellular component (GO): plasma membrane
Molecular function (GO): guanyl-nucleotide exchange factor activity
Source: RefSeq, a predicted model, not a curated record